Messenger RNA from Chaetomium strumarium, 3000 nucleotides. RefSeq lists its product as uncharacterized. The coding region runs from base 1 to 3000 and encodes 999 amino acids. The record is from RefSeq and is a predicted model, not a curated record. Lineage: Eukaryota; Fungi; Ascomycota; Sordariomycetes; Sordariales; Chaetomiaceae. Gene Ontology annotation, biological process: protein K48-linked deubiquitination. Gene Ontology annotation, molecular function: cysteine-type deubiquitinase activity; K48-linked deubiquitinase activity; cysteine-type carboxypeptidase activity. The transcript has a single exon. Gene Ontology annotation, cellular component: cell periphery; cytosol.
AUGGUCAUUCGAAAACCUCUCCCUGAGCAUGCCGACCUCGACUCGGCUGUGCCCCAGCACGUGCGAGAUACAUGGUCGGGCAGUAACACGGAAGAGGAGGCAAUAUGGGGGGACGUCGCUCAACACCAGCACGGCCAACACAGUACAUCAGGUGGUGACGCACAAGCAGAGGUACCAAACUCCCUGAGACCCGGCGGCGCCGCCAAUCUUGCCGACUUUAAGGAAGACGGGAAUGUAUGGGCUGAAGGCGUCCCCGCGCUGGCCAAGCCAGAAGAUCUGGGCGCUGUGCCCGACGUACUCAGGCCCGGCACCAGCCAUGGAAAGCAGGCGGCAGACACCGCCAGUCAAAACACUGGGGCAGACCAAGGAUCUGUUCCAAUACCGGCAGCUCUUCGGCCAGGCCACGGAGUGCCCAAACCCGAGACCAACCCGUUCAAGAGGAAGAUGUCCCUGCGCGGCCAGUCGGGGGUCGACAAGCAGACGACAACCGAUGUCCCACCCGUUCCCUCCCUUCCAUCACUUCCCACCGCGGACUUCCAGCAGCUCAGUAUCAACGAGACGGGCGCCAACCCCUGGCAACCAGCGGUGGACGAAAACAAAGCGAGCAUGCCCCCAGUUCCGAAGUUACCGGAGCAAGAUUCCGUGGGCGAUAAUGUGUGGGCAUCGGCAAAGCCGUCGCGCCAGCCAACGCCUGGGCCGAGGUCUACGUCGCCAGCUCUCUUGUCUUUGCCUUCAGAGGAGGGAUCGGCUGGUUGGGAAGAGGAACCCAGAAAACCGGCCAAUGCUCCAGGGCAACUCAUUAGCACCGGCGAUGAGGAAAUGCUCGGUGAUGCGCAUGCGUGGGAUGACCUCCGAACCGUCGACAAAGGGAAGGGCCUCGCGCAGCCACCACCAGUACCAAGCAAGGGGGCCGCUGGGGCGGAGGACUGGAAUCUAGUUGACGCUGAUACCCGGCUUGGACCUCCUUCUAGGCAAAGUAGCUGGGAGAACUUCAGGGACAAAGAGGAGAAUGCGAGGAAAACGACCGCCGCGGCGCAGCCGACGGCCCAGGAACCACCAACUCUGCCUCCCCGGACAUCGGGCGAGGCGCCAGCACCACCCCCAUUAUUACCUCCCCGACCGGUGGACGACUCUGAGACGUAUCAAAUCAAAAACAUCACAUGGCACGAUGGCUCAGCUUCCAAAAAUCCCAGGGUAUCGCCUAUCCUCGUCCAGAAUGCAAACGGGCCAUGUCCGCUCGUCGCCCUGGUCAAUGCCCUGACGCUCACAACACCAGACCAGGCAAACACAGCGCUUGUUGAGGCGCUAAGGUCCCGUGAGCAGGUCAGCUUGGGCCUUCUUCUGGAUGCCGUCUUUGACGAGCUGAUGUCGGAACGGAGGACGCAACCAGACGUGCCUCUGCCGGACGUGACGGAAUUGUAUUCCUUUCUCAAGGGCCUACAUACCGGCAUGAACGUCAACCCACGCUUCAUUCCCGCACCGGAGGUCGUCACGGCUUUCAAGCGCACAUCGCUCACCCACCUCCACCCAACGGAACGCACCGACAUGAUCCCGGGGACGUUUGAGCACACGAAGGAGAUGGCCCUCUACUCGACCUUUUCAGUACCGCUCAUCCACGGCUGGCUGCCCUCCAAGGAUGAUGCUGUAUACGAGGCAUUUGCACGGCAGGCAGCGUCGUAUGAAGAUGCGCAGAACCUGCUAUUCAGGGAAGAAGAGCUCGAAGAGAAGCUGUGCAACCAUCACGAGGGGCUCACUCCAGAAGAGCAGCAGAUCUAUCAAGACAUCUUGACCAUCAAGUCGUUUUUGAGCAUAUCCGCUACGCAGCUUACUAGGUUUGGCCUGGAUGUUAUCAAAAAGGCGAUGAAGCCUGGUUCUGUGGCUAUCCUCUUCCGCAAUGACCACUUCUCAACGCUGUAUCGACACCCGCAGACGCUGGAGCUGCUCACUCUCGUCACCGACGCCGGAUAUGCUGGCCACGCCGAGGUCGUGUGGGAGUCUCUCGUCGACGUCAACGGCGAGAGCGCCGAGUUCUUCUCGGGCGACUUCCGCCUCGUCGGCGGCGUCACCCACGACCAGCCGGGUCCUCCCGCGGGCGACCAGGGGGGCAACGACGGAUGGACCACCGUGCAGGGCCGCCGGGGCCGUAGCCAGUCGACACAGCAAAACGGCUCCCCGGAACCCCCGCGGUCUCCGCAACACGAGCAGGAAGACCGCGAUCUUGCCCUAGCGCUGCAGCUGCAAGAGGAAGAGGACGCGCGCGCCCACGCCGAGCAAGAGCGCCGCCGCCGCGAGAGCUUGCUCUCAGAGCAGUACAUCGAGCAACAGGCGCGCUCCGGCGCCGGCGCCGGCAACGGCAGAGCAACCACCACCGCGCCGGCAAGCACGGGCGCCCUCCCGGCCAACCAGCAGCGCAACCGCGGCGCCUCGUACAGCUCCGCCUCCCUCGCCUCCACCGCGACCACCACCACAGGCUCCAGCGGCCGACGCACCACCCCGAUCCAGCCAUCCAUCAACCGCACACACCCGCGGCCCGCCUCGGCGUCUGCAGUCACAUCGGUCUCCACGCACUCGGCGUCGGGCGCCAACGCCAGCCGUCCCAGCCGGCCGACGACGCAAACUGUGCGUUCGCUUCUACCCCCUCCCACCACCGGCACGAACGCGAACAGGCUGGAUGACGAUGACGCGCCGCCGAGCUACGAACAGGCUGCCAAACAGCUGCCGUAUGUCCCGCCUGCAGGGCACCCGAGCCAUCCUACCAGUAGUCCGGCGACUGGUACUGCUGGUGCUUCUUCUUCAGCCUCGAGUUCGGCAGUGCCGCAGCAGUUGGGGAGGGGUGGCAGGCCGCAGCAGGGUGGGAACGGGAUGGGGCACGGAAUGAUGAGUCCGCCCCCGGGGUUCGGUCCGUUUAGGAGAGGGGUGCCGCCGCCUGUUGGGUCUGGCGUUGGGAAUGGAAAUGGAAAUGGUAAUGGUGGGAGGGAUAGAGAAUGUGUUGUUAUGUGA